AUGAUUCGUUCUACUGAUAAUGAUCUUUACAUGGAGACUCAAUUAGCUGAACAUUACAUUCGCACAAAUGUUGAAUGGAAUCAUCUUCCAGCCGAAGUUAAACAAAAAUUCGGUUGGAAUACAGAAAAAGAUUAUGAUAAAGCAAUAUUAACAUUUUCAAUAAAACAUCAACUUCGUUAUAAAGGAAAUUUAGUUCGAAAAGUUCAUAAAGAUUCUAGAAAAUAUUAUGAUGAUCUUUUACGUUAUAGUCGUGAACAUUUAAUGCUUUUUCCUUAUCAUUUAUCAGAAAUAUAUGUUAAAGGUUUACGUGUAACACCAUUUUCCUUUUAUAUUGAUAUGAUAAGUGAUUUAAUUCUUCAAGAAAAAUCUUAUGAUACAUUACCAAAUUUUACUGCUGCUGAUUGUCUUCGUUUACUUGGUAUUGGUCGUAAUCAAUAUAUUGAAUUAAUAAAUCAAUCACGUACAAUAUUACAAACGACAAGAAAAAAAAUGUUUCUUAGUUUAACAUCUUCAAAAACUCCAGCUUCAAUUCGUCAUUUAUUACCAUCACAACCUGUUGAUUCCCUACAUAUUCAACCAUGGUGGAUUAUUAAUUUAGGUUGUGUUACUGAUGAUGAUGUUAAACAAUGUACAAAUGAAGAAAAAUUAAUAAUUGAUUAUCUUAUUGAUGAAAAAUCUUCAAAAUUAGCUGGUGAACUUAAUUAUGAUGCAAUACGUGCACUUUAUCGUAAAGGUUUAGUUUAUUUGGAUGUACCUGUUUCUGAUAAUGAUUAUAUUCAAGUACCACCAUUAGGUUCAGGAUUUGUUAUGAAUCGUAUUGUUGGAGAUUAUUUUGAAGUAUUACUUUAUAAAUUAUUUGUAUCAACAGAUGAACAUACAAAUGUUGGAGAAUUAUCAAGAAUAUUAACAUUAGAUAUUGAUUUAGUUAAACAAACAAUGUCAAUGUUUUUAAGAUUAGGUUUUGCAAGAAAGAAAAAUUUAGAUUAUGAUUAUGGUGUUAUUCAUACAACAUGGAAACAUUUUUCUACAGGUGCUAAUUUACAAUUACCACCACCACCAAAAGAAAUAAUAAUAACAUCACCAACAAUGGAUAAAAGUUUAUUAGAAUGGAAAACUGAUUUAGAAAUGGAUACAUCAUUGAAUGAUGAUGAUAAUAUAUCAAUUGGUACAACAGAUGAACAAAAAAUUCUAUUAUCUCCAACUAAUAGUGUUAAUUCACUUGAUAAUACUUCUACAUCUAUUGUUAGUGGUACAUUAAAACAAAAACGUAUCGGGUUUUUAUUUGAUUCAUCAUUAACAGCAUUUUUAAUGAUGGGUAAUUUAUCACCAAAUUUAAAAACUCAUGCUGUAACUAUGUUUGAAGUUGGUAAAUUAGCUGAUGAAAUACUUGUUUCGUUUUUACAAGAAUUAGAAAAAAUUUCUCCUCUAUCACAAUCAUCAAUUCAAUCUUCUGAUGAUGAUAAUCAAAGUCAAGGUGAAGCUGAUCGUUAUUUUUUACAUGCACGUGUACUUUAUCAAACAAUAUUAUUUUUACGUUUAAAUAAUGAUUUAUUUGAUGAUGAUAUUGGUAGUCUUGGUGUUGAUUUAAUUCGUUAUGAAAGUUUAUCAAGUCUUGAUUCAAAUAUUCGUCAACGCUUAAUUGAACGUAAUUAUCAUAUAUUAAUAUCAAUGGCACCUGUUACUGCAGAAACAAUUUAUUCACCAUUUAAUUCAAUUGAUUAUUUAGGACCAUGUUUACAAGAAAUGAAUAGUGUAUGGAUGAAAUUAUUUAUUUAUCAUUUAAUCAAAUCUGGUCCACCAUCAUUACUUUUAUCAAAAGGUUCUCGUUUAAAUACAUUACCAGAUUGUUUAAAAAUUUUUGAUAAAUUUCUUGUUACAACAUGGAAUCAUGAACCAACAUAUAUAUCAAAUGUUAAUAUUUUAUUAAGUAUUAAUGAAGCAUUACUUCAUUCAGCUGUACUUUUACAAGGUUUUUCAUAUGGUAAUAAUAAUUUUAAAGAUGAUAAUCAACAAAUCCGACAUAUACCAUUUCCAUUUGAAUCAAUUGAACAACAUCCUGUAUUAGAACAAUUAAAUUCAGCUAUUGAUAUACAGAGUACAUGUGGUUAUGUAUCAAUGUUAACAUUAUCAUCAACGAAUUCUCAAGAAGUUGUAUUAGAUGUUAGAUUUGGUAUUCCUUUGUUUGAUGAACAAAUAAGCGAGACGAUUCGUAAUAGUAUUGUUAAAAAUAAAUUAUGUAGAAAAGAGAAAGUACAACAACGAUUAAAAAGUCUUGAAACUCUUUCAACAAGUCUCACAGCAUUUAUUGAACUUUUCCAGCCAUCUGAUUCUUCACCAUGCAAUAUGCCAAGUCAUCAUUCCUCACAUGGUAUUCGUUCCACUUGUUUACCAAAACGAUCAGUUUUAUUCGAUGGUGAAACUUUUAAAACAAUUGGCUUGCCAUCGAGUUAA
Molecule: messenger RNA, 2451 nt
Organism: Rotaria sordida
Lineage: Eukaryota; Metazoa; Rotifera; Eurotatoria; Philodinida; Philodinidae
Source: the annotation of a GenBank genome assembly